Messenger RNA from Amaranthus tricolor (Joseph's coat), 1412 nucleotides. RefSeq names its product probable 2-carboxy-D-arabinitol-1-phosphatase. NCBI's taxonomy places the organism in Eukaryota, Viridiplantae, Streptophyta, Magnoliopsida, Caryophyllales, Amaranthaceae. The transcript has 7 exons. The coding region runs from base 275 to 1147 and encodes 290 amino acids. Gene Ontology annotation, molecular function: phosphatase activity. The record is from RefSeq and is a predicted model, not a curated record.
CAUAAAAUAAAAAAAAUAAAGAAUGUUCUGGUCAAGAAAGAGCAUAUCCACAGAAUCACAAACACAGUCCACAACGGCUGCAGAAAUCUAAUAACAACCAUAAAUUUCAUUACUUGUCAAAAAAAAAUAGAAAACCCCAUGAAUAUGAUGUUUUAUAAUAUUUGAAGAUAGACUCUGUCAGAAAUUUCUGGCAUAAAACACAGCAAAUGAUUCAUAAUUCACAUAAAAAAGAGUGCAAAUUAGCUACUAUAUUAUUAACUCUUUCUUUCUAAAGAUGGGUGGUGGAGUAAUUAUGGCAACAACCCAUUUGAAUUUACAUUCAAUUACAGGUUUUAUCCACCAUUAUAAGAUCCAUAAUCCCAGUUUUGCAAGAACAAAAAUUGGGAUUCAAUGUUCAACACCAACUCAUGAUUUAUCCAUUGUUACUGAAAAUUUAGGGGAUGUUAUCCCUCUUACUGGUGGUGCAUUGGAUUUUAGGAAAGCAACAACAUCUCUUACGCCUCAUCCAUUACCAUCACCAAAGAAGAUAACCCUUGUUAGGCAUGGCCUUAGCUCAUGGAAUGCUGAAAGCAGGGUUCAGGGAAGUUCAGACCUGUCUGUUCUGACAGAUGCAGGAGUAAAACAAGCUGAAAGAUGUAGGGAAGCCUUAGCAAAUCUACACUUUGAUAAAUGUUUUUCGAGUCCAAUAUCUCGUGCCAAGUCUACUGCUGAAGUUCUGUGGGAUGGAAGAAAGGAACCGCUAAUUUUCCUUGAUUCUUUGAAGGAGACCCAUCUUUUUUUCUUAGAGGGCAUGAAAAAUGAGGAUGCUAAAAAAAGAUAUCCAAAGGAAUACACAACAUGGAGAGAAGAUCCGGUUAACUUCAAUGUGAAUGGCAAAUAUCCGAUUCGGGAUUUGUGGGUGGCAGCAGCUGAAGCUUGGAGAGAAAUCUUGUUGAGUCCUGGGGAGAGCUUUCUGAUCGUCACUCAUAAAUCAAAAUUGAGGGCACUUGUCUGUACGGCUCUGGGACUAGGUCCAGAAAGGUUCCGUGCAAUCGAUAUAAACAACGGAGGUAUUUGUGUAUUUAAUGUGAAUAAGAAGGGAGAAGCCAUGUUACAUUCUCUGAACAUGACUUCUCACAUGUACACAGAUCACACAUACAUGUACUGAUCAUCUAAUCGCUAGUCGCUAUACCAGAGCUUGUGAAAGAACUAAUGGGAACUGAUUUUCUGGGCACGAAAAUUCUUAUUUUUUGGCUGAUCCAAGCCUUAUGGCUGCCUUCUCAAAUCUUUUGUGGUAAUAUAUAGAUCUCACUGACUUGUGUAUGGGAUGAAAUUCUGCGUAUUUUACGCCAGUGUAUAGCACUGUUGUAUAUUGUAAAUUUGUAAUGAUACUGUCUAUGUUUAUAGUAAUAAUCAUAGACAUCAAUUCAAUA